Molecule: messenger RNA, 3295 nt
Organism: Apus apus (common swift)
Lineage: Eukaryota; Metazoa; Chordata; Aves; Apodiformes; Apodidae
Gene: FSD2
Product: fibronectin type III and SPRY domain containing 2
Exons: 13
Coding region: 325-2685 (786 amino acids)
Molecular function (GO): protein binding
Source: RefSeq, a predicted model, not a curated record
UGUUAUAUAUUUUCAGUAGUUGAUGGUCACGGACUUUAACAUUCUUCACUGUAAUUCUAUCUGUGCCUGUAAACUGAGCAAUCAUCUGAAAAUCUUAUUUAGGCAGCAGGGUUCCAGACGAGCUCAAUUAUGUUCAUUUUAAUUUAUGUAAUUUAAUUUCAUUUUGAUAGGAAAAAAAUACUUGUUAAUUCACUUUUCUAGCUAGUAGUAGCUUCUAAAGCAAGCCUUAUUGUUAUAAUUAUGGGGGAAAAAAGUCUUUGCGGGAGCCAGACAACGUUUUCUGGAUUGACACUCACCAUUUCAAAAGUCUGACUGAGGACACCAAUGUCAUCCAGAUCUGACAGCACAAGAGGCUAUGAAACUAGUGACCAGUUGUCCAAUCGUUCAGCUUUCUCACCAGUCCCAGAGUCUAGUGAGACUGAAGCUGAAGGCUUGAUAUUUUAUCAUAUGGAUCUUUAUGGAUCAAAGGAGAGGUUUGAUAUCUUUCCUGAAGAGCUGUCUAGUCAAGAAGACAGAUCUCUGGGGGAUACAAGAAGGGAAUCUGCACUGAGUAGCGAAAAGUUUCAGCACUCACAAGAAGCUGGCUAUGACUUGGAAAAGGAGGUUGCAGAGCUGGCUAAGAUGUAUGGACUUGAUGAGGACAGAGAAAAAGAGCUUGAGCUUCUUGGAGGACAUCUGGAGAGGGUGGAGAGCAGAUGGCCAUCUGCUCGCACAGGAAAAGCAGCUUCACAAGGCUCCAUGUAUAAUGCAUCAAAAAGCAGCUCACCAGUGAAAGAUGAAAGUCAAAACACAAAGCAACAGGAACUUCCUGGUGAAGCUUCUCAAGAUGAAGACGAGAGCAAAGCUAGAGCAGAGAAUGAGGCUGACAGACACAUAUGGUCCAGAGAGGGGCUUAGCAGCGGUGGCAUGUCGGAUGAGUGGGGCAGCCAGGCUGUCAGUGAGGAGGAGGAAGCAGCAUAUGUUUUUUGUUCUACCUGCAAGAUGCCAAUCAGAGCUUUUGACAAACUGUUUGGAGAGCACAAGGAUCAUGAGGUGGCUCAGCUCCCCAGUGCUGUGGAGAGCGAAAAGGAGGAGAUUCAUAAAAACAUGUGCAAGCUGGAAGAGCAGAUUGCCCAAAUGGAAAACUUUGCCAGUCACUUGGAGGAAAUUUUCAUCACUGUAGAGGAAAACUUUGGGAGGCAGGAGCAGAAUUUUGAGGUGCAUUACAACGAUGCAGUGCAAGUGCUUGCUCAGAAGUAUGAAGAACAAUUGGAAGCACUGGGGGAAGAGAAGAGGCAGAAGCUGGAAGCUUUAUAUGAGCAGCUGGUCAGCUGUGGGGAACAACUUGACACCUGCAAGGAGCUGACAGACACAACCCAGGAGCUUUGCCUGGAAAAUGACAAAGCCAAUUUUAUGAAGGCAGCAGUAACCAUGGUUGACAGACUGGAAGAAUUCUUAAAGAAAGAAGUGGAUUUAAAGCUUUCAACACUGCCAGACUUUGAAGCACGGGUCAUAGAUUUCUCUGAAGUUGAACAACUAAUGAACUCCAUUAAUGCUAUUCCAGCUCCUUGUGCCCCUGUGAUGAAUCCCCAAGCUCCCAAUGCAGCGACUGGCACCUCGCUGAGAGUUUGCUGGGGCCUCUUCUCAGAUGACACUGUCGAGUGUUACCAGCUGUGCUAUAAACCAGUGAGCAAUGAGCAGCAGGGUGAUGAACAAGCAGAGCAUACACUGAAAGUCAAAGAAACAUACUGCACAAUUACUAAUCUGUUGCCAAAUACACAGUAUGAAUUUUGGGUCAGUGCUUUAAAUGCCUCUGGUAUCAGUCCACCAAGUGAAACAGCAGUUUAUGUAACAGCUCCUUCACCACCUACCAUAAAGAAUAAAAAGACCCAAAGCUGUGAAAAUGCAGCACUGGUGUGCUGGGAAUCUGGAGACAUUAACCCGGUUGAUUCCUACACGGUGGAAUUGUCCAAGCUGACAGAUGAAGAAAAUGGGGAUAUUAUUACUGAGUCUAUUGUUGGGAUUCCUAACUGCGAAGUCCUCAUUCACCUCCAGCCAAGACAAAACUAUCGCAUCUGUGUUAGAGCCCUAAACCUGGGUGGUUCCAGUGACAGAAGUGAACCUCUCCUGAUACACACCACAGGCACCUACUUCUGCCUUAAUGAGGACACAGCCCAUCCUUUACUGGCUAUUCUGGAUGAUGGAUUUACAAUUGCAUGCGAUGAACUGGAAAACCUGGAUUGUGAUCUGCCUGUCUAUGAUAACAGCUUUACAAGGUGUAUUGGGAUCCUGGGCAGUCUGAUUCCUUUUCCAGGAAAGCAUUACUGGGAGGUGGAAACUGAGGAAGAUACAGAGUACAGGAUUGGCGUGGCUUUUGAAAACACUCCGCGACAUGGUUAUCUGGGGGCAAACAACUCCUCCUGGUGCAUGAGGCAUAUCAUCACACCAUCGAGGCACAAGUACGAAUUCCUGCACAGCGGGAUGACACCAGACAUCAGAAUUACUGUUCCCCCUAGAAGGCUUGGAAUCCUGCUGGACUACGAGAACUGCAGAUUGUCAUUUUUCAAUGCAGCUAUUGCCCAGCACCUUUACACAUUCAACUCGUGCUUCCAGCAUUACGUCCACCCCUGCUUUGCUUUGGAAACACCUGGUAUCCUACGGAUACAUACUGGAAUUGCAAUACCUCCAUGGACUGCCCUCCCAUAACCUGUGUUCUGCAGCUGCCACAUCUACAUGCAACCUGCACUGAGCAAUGCCCUCCUUUAGCAUUAACUGCACACUCCCUAUAAACAAGCUCUCCCAAGAGAGCAAACCAACCCUGACCCCAAGCCAGCUGUCUAUCCUCUUAGGCAGGAUCUCAGCAGCAAACCCACAAAAUCCAUAAGCAUCCCAGAAUCCUCCAGUUAAAAACGGUAAAUAGAUGCUACCCUCCUCAGAGGUGACACUGUGACCGAGCAGCAGUGGCAGCUGAUCACUGGUUCCCCCAGUACCCAUUUGAUGCCUAAGGAACUCCCCUGCUCCAGAGCAAUCAUUAAUUCCACUCUCAUGUCUGCUGAAGACCUAGAAAUUCAAAGAAAAACAAGAAUAGCAAAAGGCAUAAUCACUGCACAACUGCUAGACAGAGCUGAAAACACUCCAGCCAUGAAGCUGAUCUCACAAUCAAGUAUUCUUGUUGCUACAUGAAGUCUGUGACACGAGAUAAUCGAAUGCGCCUCCCCUGUGUGUGAGCUGUUCAUGCCUUCCAAACAGAGUGAGGCUUUUUGUAAUACCCACGCACACACCACAGUCUCAAAUAUUAAAAGACAUUUUUACAGCA